GGUACAAAGCCAAAAGUGGCUGGUGUCCGCUUUGCUGCCGGUUUGCCAGAGGAGGGCGCUCACAAUCAUGUCCACUUUGAAGAGAAGCUGCACGAUUCAGUGGUCAUGGUCUCCCUGGAGCCAGAUGGGAAUUUUUUAGUAAAGGUCGGCUUUCUGAAGAUUUUGCACAAGUAUGAAAUCACCUUCACUUUGCCUUUAAAUCAAAAGCUGGGGAAGAGCAUUUGUGCGGUACCACUACCGAACCUGAACCUCAAAGUGACCAACAUCACCCGCGUUGCCGGAAGGGCACAGCAUUAAAUGUGAGUACAUGGCACAUAAAGAGGGAGUCUUAAAGGAGGAGAUGAUCUUGUCCAGUGAGACUGAUGACAAAACCUUCAUCAGGGUGUCGGUACAGGCCCGAGUGUUGGAUCGCCAUCAUGGUACUCCCAUGCUGCUGGAAGGCGUCAGAUGUAUUGGGGCGGAGCCAGAGUACGAUUCCGAGCAGAGUGAUUGGCACGGAUUUGACUGA
Messenger RNA from Staurois parvus, 508 nucleotides. NCBI's taxonomy places the organism in Eukaryota, Metazoa, Chordata, Amphibia, Anura, Ranidae. The record is from the annotation of a GenBank genome assembly.